CUCGCCCCCUGUGUGGUCUGCUGCUGUGCCGCCUCUGCGCCUGCCCGCCCACCCGCCAUCCCUCCAGUGUCAUGCGACUGCUGCAACACCGUGCAUCUGCAUCCAUGGAUCGCGUGUACAUGUAAGCGUGGCGCACACAGCCGUAGAUACUGGAGCUUGGGGCAGUACAUUGGAUGCGUGUACCGGGUGUCCUGCCUGCACCGCUGCCGCCGCCCCUCCUGUUGCGCCUUCGCCGGUUGGCCUCCCUCAGACAGUCAAUGCGGAGCGCCUGUGGGUCGAUGGAUUCAAGUCAGUUCAACCGGUAUGCUCUGUGGGCUGCCUAGUCUCAGCAUUGCCUCACUCCACCUACGUGCUUCCUGCAACAACCUUCAACACCCAUGCAACUACCUCCAAGGCUCUAAUUACGACACUAUGAAACAGAAUUGGGAAAACUAUUGCAAGCUGCUGCCACUUGCACUAAGUAUCUGCAUUAUCCACUAAAAACAGCAGCUACCAUGGACUGGAGGCCAAAUGGGGGAACAUGGGAUAGGCGAUGGGGUUGGCCAGCACCUAAGCACACAGCAUAGGGCUGGGUAUUCGCAUGCAGUGCUUGUGGUCGCCUGCUGUUUGCAUUGCAUGCAGUGAGCUCUGGGAGCUGGGAGCAUUCGCAAAACGGUUACGGUAUGCCAUUUCGUUGCUACUGGCUGUUCCUGGUUAUAAGCUAAGUGGGCUUGCGCUAAGGGCAUAUGUGCGUUGAGCUGGGCGUGGGGUAUGGCUUUGCAAACAUCAUUUGGGCUUAAUGGUUCAAGGACAUGGGACCACCUUUGGAGGGGCAAUGUCGAGUUGCGCAGUUGGCUUUACCGCUAGCCUACCAGUUUAACUACCCACGCCCAUGCAUGAAUGUGUACUGUGCCGCGUCCGUUCAUUGCUUCGGCUCAGCAGCGUGUCAGUCGUAUGCAGCCAUGAUUGUUGGGUACGGGUUGGCUAGCAUGGUCCGACUACACAGGACUCCGUAUGGGCAAGGUUGCCGAUCAGUGGUCAUACGGUUCUGGUGAUACUGUUUCGUGGCGCAACGUAUAUGCAGAUGAGCAAAGGUAUCUUUAUCACGGCGGAUGGGUUCCAAGUGUUCAGUGCAGCAAGCAGCACAGCGGAGUGAAUAAACAGCGGCAUUGCAGACCAAUUCAGCAUCAUGGAUGUUUACUUUGCAGAUGUUUUGUCGUGCAUGUUGGGGAAUUUUUGGUUUUGCGUUGUUGCUGCAAUUUGCCCGCUGCUUUGCGCCUUGCCAUGGGUGGCAGCCACAGCCGGCAGCCUCUUAGUCCCUCCCACUCCUCCCCUCAUGUAUCCCUGCAGAUUGGAAGAAGGCUACAUUCCUCCAGCAGCGGCGGUGGGCAGAUCUGUAGCGAUUGGAGACCAGUGGAGCAGCUCUGUGGCGAUUGGAGACAUGUGGAGCAGAUCUAUGGAGCAGCAGCAUAACGCAUACAUGUGAUUUUGGGUGUAGGCAUGCGCAAGUCCAGAUAGGGUAGUGCUGAGGUAGGACAGUCUGCUGAUGUGGGUGGCCUGUGAUCUGACUAGUAAAUAAACUCGGAAGUGGGUAGUGCUGGUAGGACGAGGGCGGUGUAAGGCUUGGAGUGUUAAGAGUUGUAGGGAGGAGAGGCAUGAGGGAGUGUGGCGUGACCACUGACCGUGAUACAGUGUUGCUUCAUGCGUGAACGUGGCGAGUGCGAGGGAGCCUUUGGGACAGUGACAGUCUCACAGACGGGAAUGGUGACUGUAGCAGAUGACGGAUUGCUGAUGCCCUCCAUGUCCGCGAUCACGGGUUGCGAAAGCUGCAAUAGGCUCACUGCAU
Chlamydomonas reinhardtii is the source of this 1825-nucleotide messenger RNA. RefSeq lists its product as uncharacterized. The coding region runs from base 304 to 480 and encodes 58 amino acids. The transcript has a single exon. The record is from RefSeq and is a predicted model, not a curated record. NCBI's taxonomy places the organism in Eukaryota, Viridiplantae, Chlorophyta, Chlorophyceae, Chlamydomonadales, Chlamydomonadaceae.